Molecule: messenger RNA, 1235 nt
Organism: Cercospora beticola
Lineage: Eukaryota; Fungi; Ascomycota; Dothideomycetes; Mycosphaerellales; Mycosphaerellaceae
Gene: ATP9
Product: ATP synthase subunit C family protein
Biological process (GO): proton motive force-driven ATP synthesis; proton transmembrane transport
Molecular function (GO): proton transmembrane transporter activity
Source: RefSeq, a predicted model, not a curated record
CUUUCUUCGGUGAAAGGGGCCUCUCCGUGCCAAUCACAGAAGGUUGGCCAGGUAGGUGUGUAGGUCCAAGCUUGCUCUCUACUCCCCGAUCUUUAAGCGGCGACCUCAAGCAAAAAUCUGCUCUCGUUGUCUCCCACACUUUCCCCGUGACAGCUCCCUCCAGUCUCUUCCAGCUCAUCACAACCACUCCGCUCCAUCACGAAGAAGACCAUCAAACCCAUCAUAUCCAUCACAAUGGCCUCUUCUCUCCGCAUGUCCGUCCCAAAGAUGGCCUCCAUGGCCGCUCAGAGCACCACCAAGGUCGCUCGCCCAGCUCAGUUCCAGAAGUUCACUCGUGCAUACUCUGCUGCCACCCGCAACACCGCCACCUUCAACACCAUGAAGCGCACAUCCACCAUCAUGCAGGCCGCCCGCACCAAGGUCUCCCCAAUCGGUGCCCAGGCCAAGCGUGCCUACUCUUCUGAGAUGGCCAACGCCCUUGUCCAGGUCUCGCAGAACUUGGGUAUGGGUUCUGCCGCCAUUGGUCUCGGUGGUGCCGGUAUCGGUAUUGGUUUGGUCUUCGCCGCUCUCCUCCAGGCUGUUGCCCGCAACCCAUCUCUCCGUGGCCAGCUCUUCUCUUACGCCAUUUUGGGUUUCGCUUUCGUCGAAGCCAUUGGUCUUUUCGACCUCAUGGUUGCCAUGAUGUGCAAGUACGUCUAAACGAAUCGAUCAACCUCAUCAACACGCGCGCACACAACAACACCACCACCACUAUUAUUGCAGCAUAGCGGGGCGGUGUUAUCUCGGAGCAAUUGUAACAGUAUCACGAAACUUGAAAUCAACUCAAAUGGAGCUUUGAAACGGGUUACACACAACAACAACGCAUACACUAUAGACAUACAACGGAUCGGAUAGAGCAUAGAGGGGAGCAGCGGUGCGCGCACUUCGGUUUGGUUUUGCUUAGGGCGGCUUUUGGUACGACUAUGAAACCUACGAAGACUACUACACUCUUGUACACAUUCGAGCUGGAGAGGAGUGUGGCUGUACCCUUGGUAUGAGAAGUUGGAAAAAUCGAGUAUGAGCUUUCUUUUGUGAUGAUCUUGUCCUGUGCCAUGUCCUCAGAGUUACUUGAUGAUGCCUGAUGUCUCGAUGAGCUGCUACAGCAACUCCUGUAGUUGCGCGAGAGCUAGGCUGCGGCUGAUGAUUUGGGCUCGAACCAUCGAAUGUACGAGUAUGAGGAUCGCGUUGACCUCUCC